AUGGGACCCAAGGGAGUCUAUGAACAGGGAUGCCCCGGCCCGAACCUCGGCGUUCUGGCGUGGUCGUUGACUGGCGUGGGUCGUCGCGGAGCCUCGAGGUGGUCUCGUUUUUGGACCGUCUCGACCAAUGAGGACACGCCCACCCACGAGCCCUCAGCCACCCUGGGCGAGCAGAUUCUCUCGGAGCUGCUGGAGCUGCCCGGCGCGGGGGUCUCGGUGCGUGUGGCCGUCAAUGCCCCUCAAAAUCCACCCCAUGGGGACCUCCAGGCCCUGGAGAGGAGUGGGGCCUCGGUGCGCGCCGUGGACCUGGAGAACCUGACGGGGGGGGUCCUGCACACGAAGCUCUGGGUCGUGGACCGGAGACACCUCUACCUGGGCAGCGCCAACAUGGACUGGAGGGCGCUCACACAGGUUAAGGAGCUCGGCGUCGUCAUCUACAACUGCAGCUGCCUGGCCCAGGACGUGGCCAAGAUCUUCGAGGCCUACUGGGCCCUGGGCGUGCCGGGGGCCACCAUCCCGUCCCCGUGGCCCGAGAGCUUCUCCACCUCCUUCAACCGGGAGACGCCGCUGGCGCUGACGCUCAACGGCUCCGACGCCAGCGUUUACUUCUCGUCGUCUCUCUCCCCGCUGUGCGCCGAGGGCCGCACGCCGGACCUGGCGCUGCUGGCCGUCAUCGGCAGGCGCGAGGCGCUCGUGGACGUGUCGGUGAUGAGUUACCUGCCCGGCACCGAGUUCUCCCGGCCCCGGCGCUUCUGGCCGGCCGUGGACGAGCGGCUGCGGCGCGCGGCCGUGGGAGCGGGCGUGGCCGUGCGGCUCCUGGCCGGCUGCUGGGCCCACAGCAACCCCCUCAUGUUCCCCUUCCUGAGGUCCCUCGCUGCCCUCGGAGGGGAGAGGUUCCACGUGCAGGUG
Myiozetetes cayanensis is the source of this 909-nucleotide messenger RNA. Its product is annotated as 5'-3' exonuclease PLD3-like. Gene Ontology annotation, molecular function: catalytic activity. The record is from RefSeq and is a predicted model, not a curated record. NCBI's taxonomy places the organism in Eukaryota, Metazoa, Chordata, Aves, Passeriformes, Tyrannidae.